Messenger RNA from Seminavis robusta, 2256 nucleotides. The record is from the annotation of a GenBank genome assembly. Lineage: Eukaryota; Bacillariophyta; Bacillariophyceae; Naviculales; Naviculaceae.
AUGAUGUGCAUUGAAGUGGCAGGCAACCGCAAGGUGGAUCUGAGUGGCGUGACUUCGGUGACGGACAUUAUGAAUCGUCCCGCCAUGCCCAUCCGCAACAUUACCUACAGGUACAAGUCACCCAGGAGCAAGAAAGGCGCCAAGAGAGUCGAUCCUGAAGCAGAUCAGCCCAUUCAGAUUGAAGAAACUCUGUCUCAGACACUAGCUAGAGUCAAACCAGGAGAAACCCUUGUGGAGAGUCUACAAAGGCGACAAUUUGCUCCUAUUAAUAGCAAGGUCAAGGUUAGCAAGCACAGGCAGUCUUAUGAAGACAAAAAGUUGCAAUUCCAGAAACAAAAACAAAAACAAAAACAGAAACAGAAAUCUCAAAGAAGUCAAAGAAGACACUCUGUGCAAGGGCCUGUCACCAACACCAACAAUAGCAACAAUAGCAACAGCAGUGUCAGUGCCAGCGCCAGAAGCUAUGGAUCUGCUUCUGCUUCACAUUCUGCCUCUGCUUCUUCCAUUUCCACCUCCACUUCCACUGCCUCAGCCAAGAGCAAAAGCACUACUAAAAGUAAAAGUGCAAGUACAACCAGAAGCAAAGCAACACAAGACACAACAGACACUCAGAAACAAAACAAGGGAUUCAACUUAUUCAGCAAACGAAGAAGACAGUCAGCACCUGCUUCCACUCAUCCACACUCUAGUACAAACCCAAUGCAAAUGCAAGCAGAAAUGGCAAGGGCAGCGCAACCAACAGUAUUAGAAACUCUACAAGAAGAAGCAGAACAAGAGGACAAAGAUGGGGCUGACUAUUGGAGUGUACAAGACUUCCCCAUCCCACCCACUGAAGUUGAUGUGGACGAAUAUGGAUUGCUGCUUUUAGAAUCAGAAAGCAUUUCAAGCUCACUCUUCACUGGAGAAACUGGAACCACUGACAUUGAAGACAGAUCCUUCCAUCUCAUUGGAGAUGACAUGUCACACCAACAAUACACACAGAACACACAAUCUACAGCACUCAACAAGUUGCCAGGUGUCAUCAAUGUUCAAAGGGAAACUACACAAACAACACAGCAGCAGCAGCAGCAGCAGCAGCAACAGCAACAGCAACAGCAACAGCUGACACAACAUGCAAGUUCGAACCCUCAGUGCCCAUCCAAUAAUUGCAACGGCAAUGAGACCCCGACCAGAAAUGACGAAUCGAGCACACCCCAAGCCACCCAACCAGGCAUACAUGCUCAAAUUGACACUAUAGAGACACAGAAAGAGACAACAAGUAAUACCUGCAACAACGAGGCGAGCAAAGACAAUCUCUACCAAAUACAAGCAUCACACGAACCAGCAAUAAACCACAAGAUCGCACCCAUGCCUCCAUCCGUUGAUGUCGUCAGCGUCGCGGCUGUAAGGUCUGAUACAUCCGAUCUUACAGUGUCAACCAAUCGAUCACCCCAAACCUUUCUCUCCACCGACGAUCAACUACUUCUGCUACAACAACAGCUAUUACAACAGAAUCAAAAUCAAAAUCAAAAUCAAAUACAACAAGACCAACUGAAGCAACAAUCCAAAGUACUACCCACACAGAGCGACGCCAGCAGUAUCAAGAGCGCACUCAAGGUCAAAACCUACAAAGAAUCCAUCCUCAGAAUCAGAGGUAUAGAUUCUCGUCCCAGGGCUCCCGGCAUGGCCUACGAUUCACCUCCCAAAGAACCACGGCGAAGACUGUCUUCCAGUACUGCUGCCAGGCAAGUCUUUAGGGAACAAUACAGUCCAAUGGGUUCAAACGAUGACCUCACGGUAGACAGCACCAGUCACACAAAGCCGAGAGUUCAAUUUGGUAACGUUCUAUUGCGAGAAUACGCACAGUGUCUAGGCGACAACCCGGCCUGUUCCAGUGGGGCACCCAUUCAGCUAGAUUGGGACUACCAAGUGUUAGCUACCAUUCACAUCAACGAAUUCGAAUUCUACCGAAGGAACCAUCGUCUCAAAGAAAGUGCGUCUCUCCGCAUUCCAGGCGCAUACCGCCAGUUCAUGCUCUUGCAGCUUGGCUACAGUCCGCAUCAAAUGGCUCUAGCCAUCCGCAUCAAGACACGAGACCAAAAGAGACGCAUUCAAACCGUAUCGCGACUCAAGUACAUGUCCUUUGACGAACGAGUCGAAAAGAUGGUGCGAGUCCUUCCCAGCGUCGUGACUCCACCGACCAUAACAAACACGACAACUCUAGCCGCACCUCCUGCGCACCAACUCCAGCAAUCUAAAGUUCCAGUCAACGCUUGA